This is a messenger RNA of Rhinichthys klamathensis goyatoka, 6825 nucleotides long. RefSeq names its product pappalysin 2 (gene pappa2). The transcript has 23 exons. Gene Ontology annotation, molecular function: metallopeptidase activity. The coding region runs from base 989 to 6214 and encodes 1741 amino acids. NCBI's taxonomy places the organism in Eukaryota, Metazoa, Chordata, Actinopteri, Cypriniformes, Leuciscidae. The record is from RefSeq and is a predicted model, not a curated record.
UCUUUGGUUGGGUAAGGGGCUGGGUUUGUGAUGUCAGGCUGCAGGAAACAGAUAAAACGUUUAGCGCGUUAGUUUGAUCUGAUGUGGAGAUGUGGAGAGCGCAUGCAGCGGGACUCAGCCUGGGAAUAUAAACACACACGGAGCGCAAGAGGAGUCUCCGCACCAUCUCAAGGUGAUCCAAAGAGCCGUUUUCACUCGGAACAGCAUGACAAAAAGACCAAUCUCCUUUCAGUACCUUCACAUUAUUGGAUUUUGAUCCAUAUUUGUGAGGGGGAAAAAAUUAAGCUGACUUUCACAGCUCCCUGAUAUCUGAAACACUCCACUGUUAGAUAAACCUCGACUUUUUAUUUUUAUUUUAACAUUUUGGCUGUUUAUUCGGGCGAAGAAGUGUGACCGCGAGCAUUUGGACGCGACCAAUUGCGCGCCGGUGAAAGGUGGCAACCUCACAUAACCUUUUUCCAGCGUGACAUCUCUUCAAACAACCUUACACUGUGCACACAGCAAGCUAUGUAAGUCUCUGCAAUCAAACGCGACCACAAUGAGGAUACAUUUUUCCGCGCGUAAAUUAACUGAGUGAAUGACAACUAGACCUUUGCGCGGUCAGAGCGCGCUACAGAGACAGGUUUGAGGAGAUCCACUAGACACGAAAUGUUAUUUGUUUGGAGCUAAGUCCUAAAAAGGGGGAGACAAAACUUAAAGUAGACAGUUUGCUGCCAGUUAGACUACUCGUUAUUAGUGACAUCCAGUUGCCGACCAGGCUAUCUACCUUAAUGCACUGACAAUUUCGACUUCCCUUGUUAACAUUUCUUUUCAAACAAUAAAAAAGAUUUUCAUUAACACCUAUUUUAACUUAAACACAGUAUAUGCUAUCGUUGAUAAGAAAAAAAGGCACCCAAAACAAUUAAAGCGAAUUAAAUUUUAGGCUAUCUCCCUUCCCAAGUGCAAUUCAAAACAAUCAAACAGAUGUCCGCGCUAUCUCCUCAAUAAAAUGACGUUUUUUAGACUACUGGCUAUUUUUCUCGCAGUAUUUUACACAUGGCUGCUGAACAGCGCUCAGUCAGAUCAUAUCCAGAAGUAUAAGCGGACACUGGCACAGAGAGCGGACCGAGCGCUGGCUGGAGAGCAGUGCGGCUCUAUCAGCCGCAAGCGGCCGCCGCGCUCCACGGCGCAACACUUCCCCCUUGUGGGUGUAGUCGGAAAGUACGCUCGCCUGAUAGACUUGCACUUAAGGAAAACUAAAACGGCGAGGUCGUGUUCAGGUGAGUGCGGCUCUAGUGACACGAAUGCGAUUGAAUUAACUAACUGGGAUAGUAAUGAGAAGGGAAAAUAUUAUGAACUACAAGAAGAGACUUUCAUAUUGAAGAAAGAAGGCAAACAAUCACAGGAGGACACUGCGCCUGGAUCUACUAAGUCACACAGACCCUUUAAAUCCAUAUCGAAAGGACACCCUUUACAGACAGAACAGGGUGGUGAUUUGAUAGACAGCUUGCCCUUACCAAGUAGGGUUGCACGGAGCCUUCCAGAGUUCAACAAAGAAGAAGAUGCCCCCAAUGAUACGCAGGACACCAAUAUCCACCAUAUCGACUACUCUAAAGAUAGUGAUGAGUACUCUGGAGAGCAAGAAGGGCUGCAGAGCACUACUGGGGAGCUAUGGAGGGCCGAUGUACGAGAUGUGCCUGCAAAGUGGAUGACAGCUGUGUAUUUCAGAGGUCAGGCGGAGCAACUAAAGGUGAACCCUGCAUUUGGCAUAGAACUUCCUCGUUCCCGCUUCACAUUAGAGCUGUGGGUCAAGCCGGAAGGGGGCCAGAAUAAUCCUGCCAUCAUCGCAGGCGUGUUUGACAACUGCUCGUAUCCGUUGAGCGAAAAAGGCUGGUCUGUCGGUAUUCGAGCGGCAGAUCCUACAGGAAGAAAAGAUGGCAGGUUUUUCUUCUCCCUUCGCACGGAUCGUGCGCUCAAAUCCACCACUAUUGUCGGACACCAGCGCUACCAGCCCAACAGCUGGACUCAUGUGGUGGUCAGUUAUGACGGCCACAAGAUGGCGCUGUACGUAGACAACUCCAAGGUCAGCGAGAGCAGCGAACAGUCAGGUGACCUGUACAGCCCCUACAUCAAGGCCUGUCGGUUGUUUCUGCUCGGCGGGGACCAGUCUGAUCAUGAGCACAGUUUUCGCGGGCAUUUGGGAGGUGUCACGCUAUGGGGUUAUGCGCGCACUCACCAAGCACUUAAAGGUCACCAACCCCAUGCAGAGAGACAAUCUCCCCUCCUGUCCCAGUGGGCAGAUUUCUCAGAGGUCGAGAAUCAGUGGGCGCCCUACAAAGACCGUCACAACCCGGUCAUUGUGGCUCUUCCCAUCCCAGAAAGACAGCUUGUGUCUCCAUUUCUGGUGCCUCCAUGCGGCGUGACUGUGUGUGACAACGCCGACGUCGCCCUCAGUUAUAACCAGCGUUGGCAGCUGCGCGCCGAGAAGCGCCUACGUUACCGCAUCGUGAAUAUCUGUAAGGAUGACGGCACUGACCCAACAGUCUCUCUGCAGCAGAUCCAGCUCCAACACCAAGCCUUGGAAGACGCCUUCCGUCCUUAUAAUAUCACACUGGAACUCAGCAUUUACAGCGUCUACAACUCUUCUCUCCAACGGCGCUUCGUCCUCAGCAACUGCCACAUUGCAAAUGUGGGAAACCGCCAAUGUGAUCCCGAGUGCGACCAUCCUCUCACGGGCCACGAUGGGGGUGACUGCUUGCGCAUGGGGCCUUGCUACAACUGGAAGCGGAGAGAUGGAGUCUGCAACCCAGAGUGCAACAGUAUUCACUAUGAUUACGAUGAUGGUGAUUGCUGUGACCCUGAGGUCACAGAUGUCGCAAAGACCUGCUUUGAUCCAGAGUCUCCUCAGAGGGCUUAUCUGAGCAUAAAGGAACUGAAGGAGCUGCUUCAUCUGAGCAGUUCAGACAUGCUCAACGUGUUCUUUGCUAAUAAUUCAGCACGCGAGGAGCUUGCUGGAGUCGCCACCUGGCCAUGGGCAAAAGAAGCCCUUACUCAUCAAGGUGGAAUGAUUCUCAACCCCUCAUACUUUGGCACCAAAGGACACAACAACACCAUGAUCCAUGAGAUGGGUCAUAUUUUGGGACUGUACCAUGUGUUUAAGGGUGUGAGUGAACGCGAGUCAUGUGAUGACCCCUGUCAAGAGACCACCGCAUCCAUGGAGACUGGAGAUCUGUGUGCCGAUACAGCACCAACGCCAAAAUCGAAAGCUUGUCACGACCCUGAUCCAGUCAAUGACACUUGUGGCCUUACCCAGUACAAAGACACACCGUACAACAACUACAUGAGUUACACAGAUGAUGACUGUACAAACCAUUUUACACCCAAUCAAGUAGCUCGGAUGCACUGCUAUAUUGAUUUGGUCUACAAAGCCUGGGUCCAAGGGAGAAAGCCCACCCCUGUUCCUCUUGCACCAGUGGUUAUUGGUCAAAAAUCAGAUUCCAUCUCAAUUCAUUGGCCGUAUCCAAUCAGUGGGCCACUUGCCCACAGGGAGGGUGGCAUAAACUGCCAUCUCUGUGAUGAGAACGGAGCGCUCCAUCAGUACGCCCAUGAGGCCACUUCUCCUCACGCCUGUGAUUCCACUGGAUACUGGACACCAGAGGAAGCAGUGGGGGCACCUGAUGUGUACCAGCCAUGUGAGCCCAGCAUGCAAGCCUGGAGUCCUGAAGUCAACCUGUAUGAGCCCAACAUGACCACGCCGUGCCCCCAGACUGAGGGCUGCGUGCUGGAAUUGCACUUCCUUCAUCCGGUUGUCCCUGGCAGCUUGACCGUCUGGAUCACCUACACCUCAGCCAAUCAAAAAGCAAUUGCUAAUAUUAUGUUCAUAAUGGAGAACGACGAGUCGGUCAACACAGGUCCCCAGCAUGCUUUCUGUGAUAUUCCUUUGACACUCCAUUUACACACUAGUAAGAAGGUCAAGGCCAUUAAAAUCUCCACCUUUGACAAGAAGCUUGAGAUUGAUGCUGUCUUGCUGACAUCGCGACCCCAAAAUCCCCUGUGCUCUGGAUGCCACCUCCUUCUCUACAGAGUGCUCAGAGAGCCACCAAUCAGAGAGGACCGGAGUCCCGUCACCGUCAAACAGCCCACGUACACUGACAGUGAUGUGCAGAGGGAUGUUCAGUACCUGUACAGGAUCCAGGUGGAGUCAGACGGUUUUUUCAGUGAACUUUCCCCAGGCUUGGUUUAUACUCAUGGAGAACAUUUCUGUGGUGAUGGCACACUACAGGGGACUGAGGAUUGUGAUGACGGGAAUCUCUUAGAUGGAGACGGCUGCUCAAAAAAAUGCCAUAUCGAACCAGGUUUCAAGUGUCAUGGUCAGCCGAGCUUGUGCUACGUGUUUGAAGGGGAUGGAGUGUGCGAGGAGUUUGAAAGAGGUUCCAGCAUCCAAGACUGUGGCUUUUUCACUCCCCAGGGGUUCACUGAUCAGUGGGCAUCCACCGCCUCAGGCUCACAUCAGGACCAGAGAUGCCCUGCCUCUAGGGUCACCGGGGAGCCUGUGCUCACUCAGAUGUGCAAGUCGCAGUAUUUUGACAUAAAUGAAGUAGUGGCUCAUGAUGCAUGGAGGCCCUGUACUGCCCAUCUGAACAGCUAUUAUACUCAGGAUCAGUCUGUCUGGCUAAAGGUAGGAUUUGAGCGACCUGGUGUGGCAGCCUCUGUUAUUAUCUACCUCGCCUAUGAUGGUAGUUGGCAUGGGGAAAAUUGCAGGAAAACAGUGACCAUUGAACUGUGUGACACCACUGGAAAAAAUCACAUGCUUGGUUUGUACGAGCUGUCAUGUCAGCGUAACCCCCUAGUGGUGAAUGUGACUCAUAACCUGAAUGUGCCGUUCUACCAGACUUCAUCAGUGCAGCUGAACUUCUCCUCCUCUCAAGUGGCGGUGCUGGCGGUUGCAUUGCGUACAUCUUGUCACUUCAGCGCCUUUGCCCUGACCGGAUGUGUGCGUAGGCUGUGCAGUACCGAGUCAUGCAGCCCUCUGAGCAUCGAACACGCUUCAAUCCGCUGUACUCCAGUGUUAGACUCUAAACACUGCUCUGUUUCUUGUCAUCGUGGCUAUACGCUCACUGUUCUCCAUGGCCAGGGCCUUCCUUCUCAUCAAACGGAAGUGGAGCUGUUUUGUGUGCAUGGAGUUUGGGACCGUGAAGUGGGCUGUCAGCCAGUGGACUGCGGCCCACCCCCUCAGUCACAUGUCUACUUUGCCUCCUUCUUAUGUCCCUGGGGCACCACAUUCGGCAAGCAGUGCAGCUUUUCCUGUAACGCCCCGGCAAUCCUGCAAGGAGAAAGUGACACAUUGGUUUGUCUUGAGGAUGGACUAUGGUCAUACCCAGAGGCUUACUGCAAGAUUGAGUGCCCGGAUCCACCUUCCAUACCCAAUGCCACGCUACUAGUUCCUCAGUGUCGUGGAGGCAGGCAUGAUGUGGGUACUGUCUGCCGCUACAAAUGCAACCCCGGCUAUUACAUCACUGGCACUCUCAACAAAAAGCCAAGAAAGAAGUUUCUGAGGUUGGAGUGUUUAGAGGGUGGGUUGUGGCAAGAGGGCAGCUGUUCACCUGUCACAUGCCCUUCUCUUCCACCGAUGUUUGAGGGCAUGUACACCUGCACCAACAAUUUGGACUUUGAUAGCAUCUGCACCCUACAGUGUCCCGAUCCAACAGAAAGGUCCAGCAUUCGAUGCAUCAAAGAUGGCAGAUGGACUGAGAACUUCACUAUGUGUAAGAAGAUAGAAGGAUCAUGCCAGACUCCUGUUGAUAAUAACCUGGUGGAAUACAUCUGUGAGGAGGGCUUUGACGUGGGUGCAGUCUGUUACCCAACAUGCAUUGUGGCCUUGAGUGACCCUGUGGUGUUAGGCAAUAGAUCCAGUGCUGAUACAGUAGACCAUUGGAUGCUUCCCAUGAAGGUUCAGAGCAUUGUCUGUACUGGCAUGUUGAAGUGGCAUCCGAAUCCAGCACAGAUCCACUGUAUUCAGUCCUGUGAGCCGUUCGGAGGAGAUGGUUGGUGCGACACCAUUAAUAACCGAGCGUACUGCCAAUAUGACGGAGGAGACUGCUGUCCAUCCACUCUCUCAUCUAGAAAGGUCAUUCAAUUCGGGGUGGACUGCGAUCACGAUGAGUGCACCUGCCGUGACCCCGAAGCCGAAGAGAACAAGGGCACAGCCAAGCGAAAGGAGCCAGGACCGCUGUGAAUGAUAGCAAGGCGGAGAGCGCGCAGACAGCUCUCAGACUGGCUUGAAAAGAAAAUGUCAAACAAUAACCUGAAUGUUGUUUCGCGCCACAUGAGAGAGGGGCUGAUCAAAGGCAGUAAUUCAAACCAUAGCAUUGCAUAAAAACAAUCCUCUUCAACACUAAUCUAUCAAAUAAUACCUAAUAUAUUUUCAAAAACUCUAACAUAGGUGUAGAUGUAGAUAUGACCAAUAUUUAGCCCACAAUCAUUUACGUACACCAUCGAGCACACAAAAAUUGUUUCAUGUGUAGCAUACAUAUUUUAUAUAAACAACUUUUGCUUGUUGUGAGCCAUAUUCUUUAAACUAUCUUCACCUAUAUGUUAUUAAUACAGGUAUAUAAACAAGUGCUUGUCUUCAGAAUUCUGGAUUUAUUUUAUACCCUCUACAUUUACAUGCAAAACCUGUGAAAUGCAUGUGUGCUUUGGGAAAAGACAGUUCAUUUAUAGCAAUUGUAAUGGAAAUAUAUGAUACUAUUUUUGUAUGCUCUUCAGUCUGUUAAAGUGUAGUGUCACUGUCAUAUCAAUAAAGUAUAAAUACACACUAUUAAAGACAAGUUUGGUGGGAUUUAAAAA